Ictalurus punctatus (channel catfish) is the source of this 2300-nucleotide messenger RNA. Its product is annotated as protein NipSnap homolog 2. The coding region runs from base 67 to 927 and encodes 286 amino acids. The record is from RefSeq and is a predicted model, not a curated record. Gene Ontology annotation, cellular component: mitochondrion. The transcript has 10 exons. NCBI's taxonomy places the organism in Eukaryota, Metazoa, Chordata, Actinopteri, Siluriformes, Ictaluridae.
GAAUGGCGUCUCAGUGCGGGCUGCGGUUAUGUAGCAGGAACUGCAGCUGCUCGACAUUGAGGAAAGAUGGCGACCAGAGUCCUUCAGAGCCUGGGAAAGGGCCUGCACCAGGCUAGCAACGGGUUCCUACCGAAACAGCAGGCGGUAUUAACUCUCAGAACCCUGUCUGCGUCCUCAAAUCUAAACCGAGAAGACAGCUGGUUUAAGUCUCUCUUUGUGCGAAAGGUUGACCCCCGGAAGGACGCGCAUUCUCAUCUGCUGGCCAAGAAAGAAGACCAUAACCUGUAUAAAAUUCAGUUUCACAAUGUCAAGCCAGAGUGCCUUGAUGAUUAUAACAAACUUUGCGAACAAGUCUUGCCGUCUAUCCACACCAACCCUGAUUAUCCGUGCGAGCUGGUGGGCACCUGGAACACGUGGUAUGGAGAGCAGGAUCAAGCAGUGCAUCUGUGGCGAUACAGAGGAGGCUACCCCGCCCUGACUGAUGUCAUGAGCAAACUCAGGAUGAAUAAGGAGUUCAUGGAGUACAGAGAAAAGCGAGGGAAGAUGCUGCUGUCCCGUAGAAAUCAGCUGCUGCUCGAGUUCAGCUUCUGGAACGAGCCCGUGCCCAGAACCGGGCCCAACAUAUACGAGCUCAGAUCCUACCAACUCCGGCCUGGAACGAUGAUCGAGUGGGGAAAUUACUGGGCUCGGGCUAUCGAGCUCCGACAGCAGAACAACGAGGCGGUGGGAGGCUUCUUCUCUCAGAUCGGAAAUUUGUACAUGGUGCAUCACCUGUGGGCGUACAAAGACCUGCAGUCAAGAGAGGAAACUAGAAACGCAGCUUGGCAGCAUGAAGGUUGGGACGAAGCUGUCUAUUACACAGUUCCUCUGAUUCAGCACAUGGAGUCGAGAAUAAUGAUUCCACUGAAGACUUCGCCUCUGAAGUAGCUGCCUCGUCAUGACCCGGACAGAAAGCUGCAAAUCAGAUUGAUUGAUUGUUUUUUAUUACAAGAGUCCAACUGAAUUUCAAUCAGAUUUUGCACUGCUGUGGAUCUCUGCUCAGUUUUGAAAACAAUUUUUUGUAGCAUUCUAACCUUUUCAUUUCCCCCCUCGGUUUUGCGCCGUUUCCCAAAUUUUCUUACGCUCAUUGAUUAGAUUUGUGCGGCCAUUUUGAUCAGAAUUUCUCAACACCAGAGAGAUGAAUUACUCCGAAUACACACGGCACUCUAAAAUAUUAUUAAUUUUUUUUUUUAAAAAACAUAAGGUCUCCUAGAAGAACGGGGUGUUUUGUUUUUUUUUCCCUCCUGGUUUGUGCUUGUUACCAUAGUUACAGCGCUUCUGUUGUUCAUGUCAUGAAGCCUUUUCAAUGUUUUCUUUAAAAUCCAUUCAGGAUGUUUUGUCUAUCACUUCAUUUUGAGAUGUUGGCACCUUUUUUUCUGAUUUCUGAGUGACUUCCAGCAUGCUGUUUUGUUUUUUUUUUUUUUUUGUUUUGUUUUUUUUAAUUUUUUUUUUUUUUUUGUGGGGUUUUUUUGUGUGUGUGUUCAUUGAGUACGAGACAUUGAUCAAAAUAUCCUGAUCUGGAACUUUAGUCAAUAAUGUUCUUGUCUUCUGCAUAUUUACUGUAGUUCAGUUUUAUAACAGUAAUAGAUCUGUAAUAGAAACCGAAACCAUGUGGGUGAUUAACGCAGGUAGUGCGAGUCUUGUGUGCAGAAAUAAUUGUCUAAUACAAAUGGAAUAAAUGGUGAGAUUAAAAUUGAGUAAUACACUAUGCUUAUUUUACUGUAAGAAACCCAAGACGGGAUAGUUUGCUGAAUACUGACGGUGGUUGUGGGAAACGCAAUUGAAUUUUAUAUAUAUAUAUAUAUAUAUAUAUACACACACACACAUAUUUGAGCUGAAGUGUGAAAACGGUUCAAAUGCAACUUCUUCAAAACGACAACCCUUUAAGCUGGGGUUCUAACAGUCCAAUAAAUUUGACCGUCAUUUCUUUCAUUUGCAGCAAUGUUGUCUGUCUAGAUCAUUUCCAGUCACUGAUUAGGUUACAGCCAUGACGUGUGACGAAUUGUCGUACCUGUCCUCUUUUAUCCCAGAGAUCACCUUGUUAAUGAACGAGUAACGGAUUAUCAGACAACGUGGAAGCUUAAUCUUUCCACUUUGGGAAACUGGCGAAACUGGCAGGAUGUAGUUCUACUUAGCCAAACUGAGAUUCUGUGUGGAUAAUGGAUGGAUUCAUACGUGAUAUGCAAUGUGGUUUUAUUUAAUAUCCACUGCUUUGAGGAGAUUAGAUGUACACACUGAAAUAAAUUUAUGAUUGAACUACA